Clarias gariepinus (North African catfish) is the source of this 953-nucleotide messenger RNA. Its product is annotated as macrophage mannose receptor 1-like. The record is from RefSeq and is a predicted model, not a curated record. The transcript is spliced from 6 exons. The coding region runs from base 17 to 826 and encodes 269 amino acids. NCBI's taxonomy places the organism in Eukaryota, Metazoa, Chordata, Actinopteri, Siluriformes, Clariidae.
UGAGCAGUAUGAUGUUAUGGGUUCAGCGAUGCACUUCAUCCUGCUUCUCUCAGUAGGACUGUGGACUCUCACUGUAGGUGUAUAUCGUCAGUUUUAUGUGGUGAACACAGAGCUAAACUGGACCGAUGCUCAGGCGUACUGCAGAGCGAAAUACACUGACCUGGCAACCAUUGAGAGUGAUGAAGAGAUGAAUACUGUAAAAGCCAUGCUUAAAGGGAGUAGUGAUUAUAUCUGGAUAGGAAUGAGGCAGAUUAAUAGCAAUUGCUGCUGCUCUGCCAGUUAUAACAAUAUGUUCUGGGUCUGGUCAGAUCAGUCUUGUGUCUCAUACUUUAACUGGGAUGGUGGAGAGCCAAACAGCGGUGUGACUGGUAACUGUGUACAAAUAGUGAAAAACAGUGAUAAAUGGAAUGAUGCACUUUGCUACUUGGCUGACAAAUUUGUCUGCUAUAAAAAGCGAACUCCACUGAUGGUGAUUAAAGAGGAGAAGACGUGGCGAGAAGCCCUGAGGUUCUGCAGACAGAAUCAUGUGGACCUGGUUUCUGUUCAGUCACAGGAAAUGCAGGACUGGGUGGGAGUAGUCACUCAAAAUGCCUUCACUAAUGUGACAUCACGUGUGUGGGUUGGUCUGCGUCACACCUGCUCUCAGGGCUUCUGGUACUGGGUGGCAGGAGAACCCAUCUGCUACCAAAACUGGGCUCCAGGUAACGGGACCAGAGUGGAAGACUGUGGUGAUGUGGAGAGAACUGGAGCGAUGCUGUUUGACAGUAAGAAGUGGAUCAGCCUGCCAGAGACUCAAAAACUCCCCUUCAUCUGUGUCACCACCUAGUGGAGGAUACUAGAAGUGAACACAUGAAGUUCAGCUGGAUGCUCACAGUUCAGGACUUUACUUUCUCAACACAAUUCUACUCCAAUUUAUUGACAUGCAAGUACAAUAAUCUCUAAAGAAAGGUCUA